Cucurbitaria berberidis CBS 394.84 is the source of this 1074-nucleotide messenger RNA. RefSeq lists its product as uncharacterized. The transcript has 2 exons. The record is from RefSeq and is a predicted model, not a curated record. NCBI's taxonomy places the organism in Eukaryota, Fungi, Ascomycota, Dothideomycetes, Pleosporales, Cucurbitariaceae. Bases 1 to 969 code for a protein of 322 amino acids.
AUGUCUCUCACGCACGACCAGCUCGUCGCUCUCCACGUCCAAGCCGCGCAGCUCCUAGAGUUCAAGCUCCGCAAGGUCCCCGCGCGUGUGUUUCCCUCCGGGCGCAAGCCCACCAUCACCGACGUCUACACGAACGCCGAGAGCCUGCAGACCCCCGACAUUCACCCAAACCUGCGACUCCUCUUCCUUUUCGAGAACUACAACAAGUUCGCCGUCGCUGGGUUCCGUGCGCGCAAGAAGGAGCAAGACCUCGUCGUCUCCAUGGCGACCUUCUACUGGCAGAUGGACCAGCAACACUCGCUCUCCUACCAUCACAAGGAGAUCCGAUUCAAUGUCCUCCUCGCCCACAUCGUCCUAGAGACGCCCAAUUCCCGCGCUCAGAUGGACCCUGAGCUUCUCCGCUUCCUCCAAGUCUUCAUCCACGCCUGGCUCGAGUCGGCGAUGCGUUCGGGCAAGUACGACCUCAUACAGUGGACGAAGGGUACGCGCGACCGCAUGAGCAAGGCGGUGAAGGCGCUCGAGGCCUCUGUGCCUCCACAGGCAUUUGACGUCGAGGACUUCUGGAUUAGGGCGAGCUCGAUGCCGUCCGAUGAGUACAAGAAGCAUGGUCCAGCAUGGGCCAUGCAGUACGUCAUCUACAAGGAGAAGGAGGCAAAGGUCAUCGACAAGAUGGAGCGGGACUACGACGCCCAGGAGUCGCUCAAGCACGGGGACUUCUUUGCUGGUUUCGGGAAGCUGGGCAUGGGCGAUGCCGCUCCUGGGUAUCUGUCUGAACAGAUGUUCCAGCAGCCGCUUGUAAAGGCGCUGCUGACUGAAGUGCAUGGGGGCAUGGUUGUGCAGGACCCAGAGACGGUGGAGUUCUGGAUGGAUCCGAGCACGGCGAUAGAUCUGGUGGAGGGCAAGGUCGCGGGCAUGGACGACAUCAACGAGCGCAUCAAGGGCAUGUCGUUCCUUGGGGCUAGCAAGUGAGAUCAGACGGAGUGGGAAUGAGGGGUCCUGUAUACAUUCGAGGGAUUAUCGGAGUCAGCAGGGCAGGUGGAUUCACACUGAAGUCCUCCCGCCUGACCUAUACAG